Myiozetetes cayanensis is the source of this 1655-nucleotide messenger RNA. RefSeq lists its product as uncharacterized. Lineage: Eukaryota; Metazoa; Chordata; Aves; Passeriformes; Tyrannidae. The transcript is spliced from 3 exons. Bases 1 to 882 code for a protein of 293 amino acids. The record is from RefSeq and is a predicted model, not a curated record.
AUGGUGUGUCCGGCCUUGGCGGGCUGGCCAUGGGCCCCCCCGCACGCAGACGCCGCGCUGCGGCCGCCGGCACCGCCGCGCCCGGGCUGCGGGGGCGGGCGAGGCGCUGGGCCCGGGCCGGGCCCCGCUCCCCGCUCCCCGCCGGGCCGGGGGUGCCCUCCCGGGGAGCCUCCGUGCGCCCAGUGUGAGCCAUGGCUGCGAGCGGACAGCAGGGAAGAAGCCGACGGGACCCGCUGCAGCACCUCGGAGAGCUCCCGGCGCCGGGAACGGGGCCGGGCUCCGCGCCUGGAGGUGCCGCCUCCCCACGGCAACACCGGGAGUAAAACACUGCUCAGUGCACUUCGCGGCUGGCUUUUCUCGGACCCUCUGAAUUCUGUCGUUCCUUUCGACCAACAAGCAUUUUCAGACGUAAAGUGCUUCCUUCCCCUUGAGGGAGGAUCGUCAUAUAGUGCCCUCUUGCCGGUCACCUUCCCCUUCGGAGGCAGAUCUGUGCUCCAGGACUCACCGCCGAGCCAGCACUUGCUCCUUGUUGACUGGCGCCCUCUCCUGCUGUGCGACACGUUUUCCUCGCGGACGCUGGGAGUUUCAUGGGAAUUCAACGGAUCCAGGCAACACACAGGGAUGCGCCAGGGGCUGCCGAGGAACCCUGCGCUGGGGCUCCGGACACGCUUUUGCCCUCAGCAUACUUCUGUCCAAAAGAGACUGGCUCAUUCAAAUUGUUCUGCCUUCCCCAACUCUACCACUAUCAAAGUGAGAGUUAAUCUCAUCAUGGUACUUUCUUUUUUGGGGUCUCAAAUUGCAUUACUCUCAGGGGCAUCUCACAAGCAUGGAAGCAGGGGAAUAAUGACUGAAAUCAUCUGGGAGGCCAGAAUCACCAUUUGAGAUUCAUGUCCAAGUGGAAAAAAAAAAUUAAAAACUGGAGUCUGUGGACUUGGAGGUGCCUUAAAAAAGAGGGAUGGGGGGUGUGCUAAAUUUUACAGACCCUUUGCUGAAAUAACCCCCAACUUGGGUUUUCAUGUCAAUCCCACAUGGAACAAAAAAUGUGAAGAAAAACAAAAUAAGAAAAUGGAGUUUUAACAGUCCAAACAGGAAAAAGGUAUCAGCUGUCACAAUACUGGAGAUAGCCCCCAACUGUAGCGUUUAUGCAAUGCUGAAACAGCUCAACAGAAGGAUCUGAAUCCAGAUACACAAUAAUUCUGGUGUAAACAUUAUACUAUGAUGCUUAUAUUUCUUCCUUAUGAAUACAUGGUUUUUUCCUAUAGCAUUCAGUUUGGUGUAUGUGUGUAUGUACAGAGACAAAUUACUAGGCUGGGAAAGGAAUAAUAUGAUUCUUUAAAAUCACUGUAUGUGUAUUAAAGUUAACUGCUACAUAUAUGCAGAUUAACUACACACUAACUCUAUGCUCAUACACAUAUUGGCAAUUCCUGUUCUUUCAGCGCUUAUAUGUACCCUGUUAACAUGGAACAAAUGGAAUAAACUGCAUGCAAAACGUAUCUAAAAACCAGUAAAAGGAAUAGUACCAGCAGCCAAAGUGCUGUAUUAAUGCAUUACUCACUCAGAUAAGGGCAAGACCUCUGUAUUAAAAUAGCAACACGGUAUGCUUUCUUGGGCACGCAUGCCUGGAGGUAAAGGAUGAACCAUUAUUAAUGCAGCUC